UGUUAUUCCCAAACGCAACGGAAUAUUUAUCACAACCUAGAGGCCGGUAUAAAAUGAACGGAGCCCGAGUCCCGAGAUCUAGUCGUGAAAAUAACACCGUUAGUUACAGAUCGGGAGAGCAAACGUUACAAAAAUGCGUAAAGUGCGAUACAAUAUUCUGGAGGAGGGUGCCUCCAUGCGGGACGUGAUCGAUUCGGUUGUGGCACAAGGACCCCAAGAGUUUCCGAUUCAUUUGAUUGAUCUGGACGACAUUGUAUCAAAACAUCGAAACUGGCUUACAUUGAUACCGCGAGUGGAACCGUUCUAUGCUGUGAAGUGCAAUGACAAUUCUUCAAUUCUCCGUACGCUGAUGGCUGCUGGAGCUGGAUUCGAUUGUGCUUCCAAAGGAGAAAUUGAAAAAAUGAUGAAGCUAGGCGCUGAUCCUUCAAGAAUCAUUUUCGCUCACACCGCGAAAUCACCUGAAUCCAUCCUUUACGCCAAGGCUUGUGGAAUCCAGAUGAUGACCUUCGAUGGAGAAAUCGAACUGGACAAAAUCAAACAGUUUUAUCCCGAAGCUUCCCUGGUGCUUCGAAUCCGUUACGAUUCUAGCAGUGCUCAAAUUUCUCUGGGAAAAAAAUUCGGCUGCGAUGCAGAUAUCGAAGCUCCACAAUUGCUCCAACACGCCAAAGACCUCGGUCUGUCCAUCAUCGGAGUAAGCUUCCACGUAGGAUCCGGAAAUGACGAUCACGAUUGCUUCUACGGAGCCAUUAAAGCCGCUCGCAAAGUAUUCGACUGUGCUGAAUCCCUUGGAUAUAAUCUAAAUCUACUGGACAUCGGCGGAGGUUUCCCUGGUGAACAUGAUAAACCGAUAGAUUCCUACGCUAGAACUAUCAACAAAGCCCUUCAACGAUACUUCCCAUUGAAAUCCGACGUCCGAGUAAUCUCUGAACCAGGUCGAUACUACGUGGCCUCUGCCGUAACUCUCAUCGCCAACGUCACAUCCAAACGCAUCAUUCGGAACGCUCAAGGUGACAUCGUAGACAUCAUGUACUAUCUGAACGAUGGCCUGUUCGGUUCGUUCGAUUGGAUCAAUCCCCGCCAAUACCCACCGCAAAUCAUCCCCGGCAAUCCGCAACUGGUCCGCUCCCAGGAGCUUUUCUCUUCCACCUUGUGGGGUCCCACCUGUGAUUCAAUGGAUGUCAUCAUGACUGGUGCGCGGAUGGAGGAAGUGCAAAUCGGAGAUUUCCUCCUAUUCGACGACAUGGGAGCCUACGGCACCACUCUGGCAACUAAAUUCAAUGGCUUCUCCAUGCCCAAGGAGCUUCCGUACAUUAGUCGAUCGGUGUGGCUGCAACUAGGCCUCGCCAAACCUAGAACGAAACUACGUAAGAUGGGAGUAUAGGAACGCUACUGGAUAACAAUGCUGCUACUUAAAUAGUUUUUUUUUCAUUCCUUAGAAUAUUUAUAACCAUUUACAAUUCGCUUGGUCACGCGAGAAUACUGUGAACACAUACCUACAUUGUGAUGCUGCAAUUAUUCACUAAUGUUAAUUACCUAGUAACGUGAAAAGUACAGUUUUCGGUUCAACAAAAGCGCUACAUAUUUAUUAUCAACUCAUGAACGGCAAAAGCUCCUGUUAUCUAUUUAUGGAAAAUCAAUUUAGGCUUAUGUUACAAAACACCUUAGGAAAAUAUAUCUAGUAUUAUGAA
Messenger RNA from Uranotaenia lowii, 1688 nucleotides. Its product is annotated as ornithine decarboxylase 1-like. Gene Ontology annotation, cellular component: cytoplasm. The record is from RefSeq and is a predicted model, not a curated record. NCBI's taxonomy places the organism in Eukaryota, Metazoa, Arthropoda, Insecta, Diptera, Culicidae. Bases 134 to 1381 code for a protein of 415 amino acids. Gene Ontology annotation, molecular function: ornithine decarboxylase activity. The transcript has a single exon.